CAACAGUGCAGUCCUGGUUCUAGACUCUACCCCGCUUCAAUUUAUCACCAGAAUCAGCAUCAAAUCAACACCCUCUUAACUCGUUUCUAACCCUACCAUCAAAUCGCAGAACAUCGAAUAACUGAUUAUGGCCCUCCCUGAAAUGCAAUACCGCUCCCUAGGCCGGACAGGCCUGAAGGUCUCCGUCAUCUCGCUGGGUGGAUGGCUCACCUACGGCGGCCAUGUAGGAAAUGAAACUGCCUUUGAAUGUAUGAAGGUGGCAUACGACGCUGGAAUCAACUUCUUCGAUACGGCGGAAUCCUACUCGAACGGGGAGGCAGAAGUCGUUCUCGGCCAGGCGAUUAAGAAGUUUGGAUGGAAGCAGAACGACCUCGUCAUUUCCACAAAGCUAUACUGGGGCCAAAGCAACUCGGCGACACCAAACCGCCCACUGAACAACGUGGGAUUGUCACGUAAACAUCUGGUGGAAGGGAUGGCGGCGUCGCUGGCCCGACUGGAUCUACCCUACGUGGACGUGGUGUACGCGCACCGGCCGGACCGGGACACACCGAUGGAAGAAGUGGUGCGCGGGUUCAACCACCUGCUGAACACAGGCAAGGCGUUCUACUGGGGCACCUCGGAGUGGACGGCGAGCGAGAUCGCGGAUGCGUGGCGGGUGGCUGAGAAGCUGGGACUCGUGGGCCCUGCAGUCGAGCAGCCACAGUAUAACGUGUUGACGCGGGAGAAGGUCGAGCGUGAGUUCCGCUGGCUGUACGACUCGUACGGACUCGGGCUCACCGUCUUCUCCCCCCUGAAGCAGGGGAUCCUGACGGGCAAGUACAACGGGGCUACGGAACCGCCGGCGGAGUCACGGCUGGCGCAGGAUGUCGAAAUGGCGCGCAACUUCCGCAAGACCCAGUUCGGCAAGGAGGCGUGGAAUCGUCAGGUUGAGCAGACCGCCGCGUUGACGGUCAUCGCGGACGAGCUCGGCGUCACCACCGGCCAGCUGGCUCUCGCCUGGGUGCUUAAGAACGAGCACGUCUCCAGCGCCAUCACAGGCGCCUCCCGGCCGGAGCAGGUCACGGAGAACAUCGCUGCGCUGGCGGUCAUCGACAAGCUGACGCCUGAGGUGCUGGAGAAGAUCGAGCUGGUGGUGGAGAACAAGCCUCAGCAGGACAAGAGGAGGUUCUAGAUGGAAUAGAAUACUAUAUUCCUAAUAGAGGAUUGCCUUUUCACUGAAAAGUGUUAUUCAUGAAUAUACCCCUGGUAAAUGUCCAGAUAGAACUUCCCCCCCC
Molecule: messenger RNA, 1274 nt
Organism: Penicilliopsis zonata CBS 506.65
Lineage: Eukaryota; Fungi; Ascomycota; Eurotiomycetes; Eurotiales; Aspergillaceae
Exons: 3
Coding region: 128-1171 (347 amino acids)
Source: RefSeq, a predicted model, not a curated record